Messenger RNA from Tachysurus vachellii, 4587 nucleotides. RefSeq names its product protein inturned-like. Gene Ontology annotation, biological process: establishment of planar polarity; vesicle-mediated transport; cilium assembly. NCBI's taxonomy places the organism in Eukaryota, Metazoa, Chordata, Actinopteri, Siluriformes, Bagridae. Gene Ontology annotation, cellular component: cytoplasm; cilium. The record is from RefSeq and is a predicted model, not a curated record. Bases 1 to 939 code for a protein of 312 amino acids. The transcript has 8 exons.
AUGUACAAGGUUGCAGAGCUCAGGUCAGAGUUCAUUAAAGAUUGCAAGAGCUCGCAGCGUGAACUGUUAUCUGUUAUUUCUCUGCAGGGUUAUUUGAUAGCAAACCGCCUGCCUAAAGAGGACCUUCUGGACGUGUGUCUGUACUGUCAGCACUACUGUCUGCUGUGUCUGGGGGCAGAGCAGCGUGUGGGGCAGCUGGUGGUGUGGAGGGAGGUGUUCCUGCAGCACCGCUCACAACCCGACUCCGGCACCUCCAGCUCCCACUCAGGCUACUGCGAGUCCAAUGGGCGCGUUUUCCUCCUUGUCGUGGGUCUGAAACAUCUUAUGCAGUGUGUGCUACUGGAAGACGGCGGUUGUGCGUCUCCUGCUCUCGGAUCUUCUGGUCCUGACUGCUUCUACGUACAUCAGGUCAAAGCCACUCUCCUGCAGCUCGAGUGUCUCGAGUCUCCCAUUGAUGAACAUCUCUCAGCACCUCCUACUCCUUUUCUGUCCUGUGCUGAUUGGUUCCUUCCCUCUAGUGGGCGGGACAUGAUUGGCAGCUCACAGAUCCUAAGCCGGCUGACAGCAGCCAUCAAGCUACCGUCACCAGGCACAAUUGGUCGAAGUCAUAGAGACUCUCUGGGGUCUGGGAGAUCAGAUGGCAAUGGGGGACAGUUUAAGAUUCCCAAACUUAAGCAACACAAUCCGUUCUGUCUGGGUUCUCUGAUGAAGAGCCUGACUGAGAGAGAGGCCGAGGAUAUGCAGAACACUCUGAAGGGAGUCUGUGUGGAAAAAGACCAGACAGUGCAGGGCAUCUUCAUCACACCCACACACCGAGAGCUAUCGCUGCUCGGCGGCUCCAUCCACCCUCAACUCAUCCGCAACUUCUACCACUGCUGCCUGUCCAUCCGCCACAUCUUCCAGCAAAGCCUGCCGGUAUGUGUGUGUUUCAGUGUUUAGGUUUGUAUUGGUUGGUGUGUGUGUCUGUGUGUUUCUAAACAUGUGGGUGUGUUCAUUAUCACCUGAAAUUAUUUUCCUUUUAAGGCAUAACCUGAAAUUCUAGUCAUGUGUUACUGGACACUGAGUUUUGUGUGUGUGUUUCUGCGUGUGUGUGUAUGCAUGUGUGUGUUUGGGGGUGUGUGUGUGUGUGUGCUAGAGCUGCAACUAACGAUUAUUUUUUCUGUCGCCUAAUCUAGCGAUUAUUUUUUCGAUUAGUUCACUACUCUAACGAUUAUUUUUAUUUUUUUGAGUAAUCUAGUGUUCUUUUUUGAUUAACUAAAUCCUUUGGAUAACUUUACAAAAAAGUACAACUUCUAAUAUAAUAUUUCAUCUUUUAUUACAUUUUUUUCUAAAAAAUACUUCAAUGUGGUUGAAGUUUUUACAGUAUACAAAAAUAAAGUGCCAAAAAUAAAAUGUAAACAACACUUUAGCAUCAGGCACGAAUAAUACCAUAUAAAUUCAACAAAAGCACUGUUCAACACUGCAAAAAUACAUGAAAGACAUGUACAAAAAUAAAGUGCCAAAAAGCUUUGCCUCUUCCUGAGGAAACAAAAAACAAUAAUUUCCGUUAGGAACCAAAUUAAACAUGAAAUCCAUGAAUGCUAACAAUAUAUAAACUGUACUGUAUUUCAAAGAGGGUAGUAAAUCUGCAUAUUUUUAAAUGAACUGAAUGUGAAUUAAUUACAAUGUUUAAUAUGAUUACUUUGCAAUAUUAAUUGUAUUCAGAAAGUGUAGUGAAUUUUUUCAUUUUAUUAUGAAAUACAGAAAUCACUUCAAACUCUUAACUAAUGAGAGAAUUUAUCACGUACUUAUGAUUAUAUUUUAUUUAAUUGGCUUGUGCCAAAAGUAAACAAAAAUGCACUAGUAGCCUAUUUAUCUAUAUGUUCACGUACACUACUAGAUUACAGCGAACUGUUAAUGUAAAUCUAGUAGUUAAUUUUAAGUCUGUGUGCAUAAACAACUUCCAACAACCACUUCAAAUUAAAAGUUAAAGCUUGCUUUAUCGUCGGCAAAGUUAUACAGUAUAUGUUUACAGUUUAUAACGUUAGCGAUUAGCAUUACCAUUAUUACCUAGCAUAUAUUAAUUAAUUCUUGACCAAAACACAGCAGGUAAGAACGCAACAAUCACUCCCAAAACUAAUUGUAAUAAUAAAUAAUUACAAAUAUGGCUUGUCCUUUUGAGGUUGGAGAGCGCAAGGAUGUUUUUUUUUUUUUCUGAGGUGCUCGUGCAUCGCAGUUGUGCUGCCAUGGUACGCCAUUUCGGUUUUGCAAAGGGAACAAAGGAUCAUUUUAUUUGGCCUCUGUUUAAGGUAUUCCCAUACUUUUGAUAAUCGUGGUCUAGCUUUUUGUGAUAGACUGGAACUUUCUCCAUUCCCUGGAGCAGAAGCCACCAUUACGCGAGAAGAAUGCAAACAGUGUGACGCGUUGACGCAUUUCACGCAUGUCGAUGUAUUUUCGUAGCAGCACUAGUGUGUGUGUAUGUGUGUUUUGGGGUCUGUGUGUGUGUGCGUGUGUGUGUGUGUGUACGUGCGUGUUUGUGUGUGGGCAUGUAUGCAUGGCGUGUAUGUGUGUAUAUUGUAGCAGGACAUGCGAGGAGCUGACAGGUCACACUCUUCUCUAGGCCUUGGCCCAGUUAAAGAACAUGGCAUUUUGUUCCAGUGUAAACCCGAGAACUGGACGGACCAAAAGAAACCUGCUCCCACUAUGACCUACUGGGUUAUCGAAGUUUCUAUAUUUCCUAACUGCUGCACUAAAACGUGUAAUUUAGCAUGGAAAAUUUUUGUAUAUUCCAACCUUCCAACGAUUGGUAUUUGACUAAAAUUGACCUACAGCAUCACUAAGUCUGCCUGAUGAAAGUGAUACGGUUGAACUUAGAACACUACGUACAGUUUUGAUUUGCCGCUUCCAUACCCCACCAGCAUGACUGGAAUGGUGAGCAUUCAAAAUAAAGUCACAUUGCUUGUCAGCAAGAAAAACACUAAGUCUUUCAGGGUCAAGCUCCUGUAAUGCAGAAUUCAGUUCAUGUUUAGCAUCUAUGAAAUUGGUACGCUGGUCACAUUGAAUUUGUCUCACUGUGCCUCGAAUAGCAAUAAAGCAUCGUAGGGCAUUGAUGAAUGCAUCUGUAGACAUGUCUUCUAACAUCUCAAUGUGAAUAGCUCUUGAACAAAAACAGGUCAGAAGCAGACCAAACCUUUUGUGUUGCUUUCUGCCCUCCUUAGUAAUGAAAGGACCAAAGCAAUCCAUACCACAGUACGUAAAAGGUGAGGAAGGUUCCACACGUUCUGUAGGAGAUCACUCAUCCUUUGACCUUCAGCAGAUUUUCUUAGCCUUCUACAAGUUACACAGUUGUGGAUGAAUAAAGUGACAGCUCUGUUUAUUCCAGGUAUCCAAUAGCCACAAGACCUGAUGUCAUUGAUUGUGAAUCCCUUUCCUUGGUGCUUCGCUCUUUCAUGAAUGUUUGCAAUUAUUAAUUUGCUUAUGUGAUGUUCUCUGGGAAUAAUUAAAGGAUGUUUGAAUGAGUGUAAUUUAUUAUGGCCUGGAAGUUUUCUUCCUAGGUUCAAAAUAUCUAUCUCCUUCUGAUGGACUUGCUUUUGCACUCCCUUUAGGAUCAAAUGUUUUGUCUCCUCUUGUUCACUCACAGUUGCAGGUGAAUUUGUUUUAUCCUUCCUACUUAGUCUCAAAAGGCGUGCAAUGGCUUUGACAGCUGUCUUCAGUUGAUGUUUGUUCGUGGGACUUUCUGCCUUUAGUUUUGCCUUCAGCAAAUGCACUUUCAAUCAAGUUGAGAUCAGGUGAUUGACUCGGCCAUUGCGGAAUAUUCCAUUCCUUUCCCUUAAAAAACUCCUGGGUUGCUUUUGCAGUGUGGUUUGAAUCAUUGUCCAUCGGUACUGUGAAAUACCGUCCAAUCAACUUUACGGCAUUUGGCUUUAUCUGGGCAGACAGUAUAUUCUAUACACUUCAGAAUUCAUCCAGCUGCUUCUGUCUUCUGUCACAUCAUCAAUAAACACCAGUGACCCAGUGCCACUGGAAGCCAUGCAUGCCCAUGCCAUUACACUGCCUCCACUAUGUCUUACAGAUGAUGAUGUAAGUGUAACCCACACAAGGUUACCGGAGUGCAACUCUCUACUCUGCCUGCGGGUGGCGCAUAAACCCCCGGGAAUUCACUUAAGAAACAAACACGCUUUUCCUCUGGUAGACUGCUAGAAAUCAAACAAGGACUGGUUAAAAGCUGUGUGAGGGAGAGUUAAGCCGCAUGGCAGCAAACUUCUCAAGAUACCUCCGAUUGGUUUUUAGAACGGGAUAGACCAACCGCAGAAGUGAAUGGAUCAAGAGUGGCAUCUUUGGAACCAGCAUCAUCCCGUGCCUUCAUUUGUGAUACAGAUAAGAACACACGUAAACCUACCCAGGUAGUGAAGAGAACAUACUCUAGGAAACACACACACCCACACACCAAGAACUUCCAUGGACUGAGCUCCUCACCCUAUCUUUAAGGGAGCGCCCAGCCACCCUGCGGAGGAAACUCAUUUCGGCCGCCUGUAUCCAGGAUGUUGUCCUUUUGGUCAUGACCCAAAGCUCAUGACCAUAGGUGAGGGUAGGAACGUAGAUCGACUG